Molecule: messenger RNA, 2536 nt
Organism: Caenorhabditis elegans
Lineage: Eukaryota; Metazoa; Nematoda; Chromadorea; Rhabditida; Rhabditidae
Gene: T19A5.3
Product: DUF148 domain-containing protein
Exons: 10
Coding region: 42-2189 (715 amino acids)
Source: RefSeq, marked reviewed
AAGUCACCAAAGACGGCUGCCGUGUCCCGUCCCGAGACACGAUGCCCAUUCGGUUACUGUCUCUCGUAUUGGUCAUUCAAGCAGUGUCUACAUACGCGCAAAUAAACGAUGCUUCUUUCGGAGAUGCUCCACAUUCUCACAGACGACUAUAUGGAAUCAGAAGGUUAAGGAUGCUUCGGCCGAUUCCCCAAAUAGUAGAACAUUCACCAACACACGAGUUUUCUGAUCGUCGUCGUCAACCUUCCCGUGUCUCAACUGAAGAUUCCGAACAGGAUCAGGUGUUUGUACCACGCGCUGUUGCACCACCAAGAGCAUCACGUCCAAUUGUGACGUCAUCCACAACCGAGUCAGCUGAAUCUUCCGCAGAAACUGUGCCAACAACAUAUGUUGUUCAGACUCUGACCAAGUAUGGAAAGAGUUUGGAUGAAGCUAGAAGAAAGAGAAUUGAAGCAAGAUGGAAGAGAUUGGGUAUCAAUUUUAAGACAAUCAAUCAUCCACUUCUCAACACUGAAUCAUCUGAAUCUUCCCACUCUGGCCAUCAUUACACUAUCCGCCAGUUGAAUGCUCCAAAGAAAGUGGAAAAGUUGGUUGAAGUUGAACGUCCAGCAAUUGACCAACCGAUUCUUCAUGUUGUAAACCCAUUAGACCAAGGAUUUGUUCCGUCCGAACCCGAACCGCAACCAAUUCUGCCUGCUGAGCUACCAAUUUCUGGCAAUUAUCAUUCUCGUACAAAACCUAUUCUGAAAGGUGUCAAAUUUGUGCAAGAAAAAUUGUCCGUUCGCCCUCGUCUGAGGAUUCGUCGUCCUGGAGAGAAAGCUGAACUUCCAAUGCCAGAAGAUCCAAAUCUUACCCCAUUCAUGAAUAAUGCCAGAGCUAAAUUUGGAUAUGGAACAACAACUCUUCCACCAGAAACUACCACAAUCUACGUACCACCAACAACUGCUUCUCGUCGUCCAACAACUACAACCACUACCACAGAAGCUCCUGUUGAAGCUUCGUUCGGAAUUUCUGGAGGAGACUCAGGAAUUAUUGAUACUGGAGAUUCUGGUAUUGUUGGAAAUGGAGAGUCUGGCCUUGUUGGUACUGGUGACUCUGGAAUUGUUGGAAAUGGAGAUUCCGGAGUUCUCGGACCACCAGGAGAUUCAGGAGCAGGAUUUGGAUUCGGACCAUCUGAGCUGCCACCAGAGUUCCAGAACAUCGGAUUCGGAGUUGGAGGUGGACCACAAGGAUUUAAUUUCAAUGUGCCAGCUGACAAAAUGGAGCCCAAAAAAGAAACAACCACGACAACUGCAGCACCAACAACUACCACACCAGCAACUACAACAAUGAAGCCAGUUCCAAAGAAACCAAAACAUGUUCAACGAAAACAACCAAAUGCUGCAAUCGACAAGGAUGAGCCAGUUGUAAUUCCUCAAAAUUCGGGUCUCCGUCCAGUUUCACCACCAAAAGAGUUUGCAGGCGCUGGAGGCUUCGGAAGCUUCGGAGGCGGAGGCGGUGGCGGUGGAUUCGGAGGUGGGGGAGGAGGAUUCGGAGGUGGUGGUGGUGGCUUCGGAAGCGGAUCUCCAUUUGGAGGAGCUGCACCAUCACCACCAUCGGGACCUGAUCCAGAUUUCGGAGGAGAUACGGCAGCCGCCGGACCAACAGAGGAAGAAUUUUUCACUGGAGAAUCGGCACUCUCUCGUUCCAAGGGACCAACUGGAGACGGAUACGGACCCCCAGUAUUCCCAGGCGGAGCUCCCCCACCACCAGUUCCAGCUGUUGGUCUUGGAGGUGCCGCAGCAGGGAAGUCUCCAUACAGUGGACAAGAAGUUGAUCAAGUUGAAAAUACUGGAACAACUGUAAAACCAUCGGCUCUUUUGAGUGUUUUAAGCAAGGCCGACACAGGAUUCAACCAAGUUAUUGAUCAUUUUGAGAACGGAACUCCACCAGAGGCAGCUUUCAUUGAUAUUUUGGAAGUGGCUCUCGGAUCUCAAAAACUAGAUUCACAGGCUAAAUUGUUGGGUCAUGUUGAUAGAACAAUUGGAUUAGAUAAUCUUCAAAGACUUCAAAGAUGGGCUAAUACUGCUGGAGCUAUGGAUGUAUUCAAAGAUCAGUUCGUAAAAUUCGCCAAGAACUUCCAACCACCACCUGAUCUCUUGCCAACAGUUCCUCCACAACUUGAAUAUCUUUUCAAAACUUCAGGAAAAUAAUUUCUUCUCCUCUUUCACAUUGAAUUCCCCUAAUUUAUUUUUUAGUUUUUAUUUUACAAAAUUCAAUUCACCAGAGUCUCACUACCUAACUCAUUCCCUUCUCAUAGUUUUAUUCCCCACUUUUUUCUUCCUUCUUCUGCAUUUCCACUGCAUUUCGAUCGACCUCAAAACGGGAUAACUCACAUUUUUCGAGCAACUCGAAUUUGUUUGCGAACACUCUUUCUUUGUCUGUUCAUUCUUUUGAUUCUGCUCAGUUUUUUUUGCCAUCCACUAUUUAUUUAUUCAGAUUGUUGUAAAACAAAUUUUGAAGAAAAAAAAACAUGAUAAAAUAAAAAUGAACAAUUACU